Molecule: messenger RNA, 1859 nt
Organism: Paralichthys olivaceus (Japanese flounder)
Lineage: Eukaryota; Metazoa; Chordata; Actinopteri; Pleuronectiformes; Paralichthyidae
Gene: aamp
Product: angio-associated, migratory cell protein
Cellular component (GO): cytosol
Molecular function (GO): protein binding
Source: RefSeq, a predicted model, not a curated record
GUGUCGUCAUCACUGUGCGCCGGUCCCUCCAGCUCAACAUGUGAGGGAAACACGGGGACGUUUUAUUUUGACAUUUAACUUCACUCAUGUGAAUCUGCACAACACUAAAUGCGACGUUUACGAGCUUGAGUCUAACUUUUAACUCCACGUGACGACUUUAGCCUGAACUCGCUUCACUCCCCUGGUCGUUUGUUUAUUAGCCUGCAGCAUGGACAACACGGAGGAAAGUACGAUUGAGCUCCACGGAGACGAGGAAAUUAUUGAAGUCAUCGAGCUAAACGAGAUGGAGCCGGGUCCUGAUGAUCUGGCUGAAAACCUGGAAGAUGUUGACUUCGAGGAGCCCGGAGAAGCAGAUUUUGAUGACAAUGAAGGCUGGGAGACGGAGGAUGAGAUGGAAGCGGAGGCAGAGCAGGAUGACAGCGAGCUCACCUUCUCCAAACACACCGGUUCGGUGUUUUGCGUGAGCUUGGAUCCUGCGACUAACAGCUUGGCUGUGACAGGAGGAGAGGAUGAUAAGGCCUACGUGUGGAGGGUGAGCAACGGAGAGGUGCUGUUUGAGUGCAAAGGCCAUGAAGACUCUGUGACGUGUGCCAUGUUCAGCCACGACUCCUCGCUGGUGGCUACGGGUGACAUGAGCGGCAUGAUCAAAGUUUGGAAAGUGGAAACCAAAGAGGAGAUCUGGUCUUUUGAAGUGGCAGAUCUUGAGUGGUUGGAGUGGCAUCCCUGUGCUCCGGUGCUGCUGGCGGGAACAGGCGACGGCAACGUGUGGAUGUGGAAGAUCCCAUCAGGAGACUGUAAAACCUUCCAGAGUCCUGCGUGCCAGGCCACCACCGGCAAAGUCCUCCCUGAUGGUAAACGGGCUGUGGUGGGAUACGAGGACGGGACAGUACGUGUGUGGGAUUUGAAGCAGGGCAACGCCAUCCAUGUCGUUAAAGGUCAGGACGGACACCGGGGAACGCUGACCUGCCUGGCGUGCAACAAGGACAGUUCUCUGGUGCUGACGGGUUCAGUGGACGGCUACGCCAAGCUCAUCAACACUGCUACGGGCAAGGUUGUUGGAGUAUUCUCUGCGGAGGGAGGCAACGCAAAAGGAUCGAAAGACGAGGAAACAUCCGUUGAAUCUGUGGGAUUCUGUAACAUCCUGCCUCUCAUAGCGGUGGCAUACCUGGAUGGGACUCUGGCCAUAUACGACCUCUCAACACAGGUCCUGAGACACAGGUGCCAGCACGAGGCCGGCAUCGUUCACUUGAAGUGGGAAGAGUCUUCUUCUAUGGUUUCCACCUGCAGUUUAGACGGAGCUCUGCGCUUAUGGGACGCUCGCUCUGGCAACAUGGUGUCCGAGUACCACGGCCACACCGCAGAAAUCCUCGACUUCGCCGUCAACAGGGAUGCGUCUCUCGCAGUCACCACCUCAGGAGACAACCAGGCGAAAGUCUUCUGCCUCCAAAGACCCGACCGGUAGAACAAGCUGGAAGAGACGAGACAAGAAGAACAGAAAGAUAUUUUUAAAAGAAAUAUCUGAACAUUGUUCACUUCUCCUCAGGAUUUUAAACAAUUGUCACAUGUGGUCUCACCAUUUUAUCUUUUGCAGUGGGAUUGUAGCAUCCAACACAUUAUUUCUCCUUUUUUCAUCAGUAAUUCAUUAAAACCUUUUUAAAGUAACUGAGUGUAAAAGGAAGUUAUGGUCAGCAGAUCUCAUCUUAAAGUUUGAAGUGUGAUUCAUAAAAACAAGCCGCUCCUCGUUACUUUUAUCAUGCACACACUGACAAAAAGUGGAGUUCAAUGAGUGAUACAUUAUAGUGUCCUGUUUUUGACAUCCCACUUAAUAUUCUGUCUAUUAAAAUGUUUCCGAGAUACAA